Messenger RNA from Callorhinchus milii (elephant shark), 3647 nucleotides. It is a transcript of the gene nf2a, whose product is annotated as neurofibromin 2a (merlin). Lineage: Eukaryota; Metazoa; Chordata; Chondrichthyes; Chimaeriformes; Callorhinchidae. Gene Ontology annotation, biological process: positive regulation of protein localization to early endosome; regulation of gliogenesis; positive regulation of early endosome to late endosome transport. Bases 160 to 1944 code for a protein of 594 amino acids. The transcript has 16 exons. The record is from RefSeq and is a predicted model, not a curated record. Gene Ontology annotation, cellular component: cytoskeleton; plasma membrane; filopodium. Gene Ontology annotation, molecular function: cell adhesion molecule binding; actin binding.
UGCACUCUCACCUCCUCCCGCCCGCCCCACUCCCCACUCUUAAACUCUCACCACUCUUACUUACCAUCGUUCCCCCCUCUUAACUCCUUCACUCUUAAGAUCCCUACCCAACUUCCGCUCUCCCCCCCCACCCCCUCCCACCCCACCCAUCCCAAAAGCAUGAGUGCGGCCAGCAGCCUGGCCGCUAAAAUUAACUUCAAGGCGUUGAGGAGAAAGCCUUCGAAAAGCUUCAAUGUGCGGAUUGUCACUAUAGAUGCCGAGAUGGAGUUCAGCUGCCAGGUAAAGUGGAAGGGUAAAGAUCUUUUUGAUUUGGUUUGUCGGACAAUUGGGCUGAGAGAAGCAUGGUUCUUCGGCCUUCAAUAUACAGAGAAGGGUUCUGUUGCAUGGCUGAAAAUGGACAAAAAGGUCUUAGAUCAUGAUGUCUCAAAAGAAGAGCCAGUCACUUUCUAUUUCCUUGCCAAGUUCUAUCCUGAGAACGCAGAAGAAGAGAUGGUACAAGAAAUCACUCAACAUUUACUUUUCCUCCAGGUAAAGAAGAGUAUCCUGGAAGAGGAAAUAUAUUGUCCCCCAGAAGCUUCUGUCCUUAUGGCUUCCUAUGCUGUUCAAGCUAAGUAUGGCGAUUAUGAUCCCAAAAUACACAAACCGGGUUUCCUAGCUCAAGAGGAGCUAUUACCAAAAAGGGUUAUAAACUUGUACCAGAUGACCCCAGAGAUGUGGGAGGAGAGAAUAACUGCUUGUUAUGCAGAGCACAGAGGGCGAGCAAGGGAUGAAGCAGAAAUGGAAUAUCUAAAGAUAGCACAAGAUCUCGAAAUGUAUGGUGUAAGCUAUUUUUCAAUCAGAAACAAGAAGGGAACAAAUUUAAUGCUUGGAGUUGAUGCUUUCGGCCUGCAUAUUUAUGAUCCAGAGAACAAAUUGACCCCCAAAAUAUCAUUUCCAUGGAAUGAGAUUCGCAACAUUUCCUACAGUGACAAAGAGUUUGCUAUAAAACCCUUGGAUAAAAAGACAGAGGUUUUUAAAUUUAAUUCUUCAAAAUUGCGAGUGAAUAAAUUGAUUUUGCAGCUUUGUAUUGGAAACCACGACCUGUUUAUGAGGAGACGGAGAGUGGACUCUUUGGAAGUUCAGCAAAUGAAAAGCCAGGCAAGAGAAGAGAAGGCUAGAAAACAGUUGGAGCGUCAUAGGCUAUGUCGGGAGAAACAGCUCCGAGAGGAUGCAGAGAGAGCAAGAGAUGACCUGGAACGCCGAUUACUGCAGCUUCAGGAUGAAGCCCAGCUGGCAAACGAGGCUUUGCUGAGAUCCGAAGAGACGGCUGAUUUGCUGGCGGAAAAAGCCCAGAUUGCAGAGGAAGAGGCCAAGCUAUUGGCCCAGAAAGCAGCAGAGGCUGAGCAGGAAAUGCAGAGGUUACAAGUCACGGCUUUGAGAACUGAGGAAGAAAAACGACUGAUGGAGCAAAAGGUGCUGGAGGCAGAGGUGUUGGCACUCAAGAUGGCCGAAGAGUCUGAGAGACGAGCAACAGAAGCUGAGCAACUGAAGCAAGAUUUGCAAGACGCGCGUGAAGCUGAAAAGAGAGCCAAGCAAAAGCUCAUUGAAAUCACCAGCAAAUCUUCACAUACACCUCUGAAAUCAAGCACAGCCACAAUGCCGACUGAUAUCCCAAGCUUUGAGAAUGGAAACUUCACAUUCGAUUUCAAAGACACUGACAUGAAACGGCUCUCUAUGGAGAUAGAAAAAGAGAAGGUUGAGUACAUGGAGAAGAGUAAACAUCUCCAAGAGCAACUGAAUGAACUCAAAACAGAAAUUGAAGCUCUGAAGCUCAAAGACAGAGAAACUCCUCUCGACAUAAUACACAACGAGAACACCGAGCUGGGCAGCAAUAAGUACAACACUCUGAAAAAGCAUACUCUGCAAAGCACUAAAUCCCGAGUGGCCUUCUUUGAUGAAUUGUAGUCUCUUUGCUGCACACCUCACUGCCUGACAUCUGCCCAGAAGCCAGUGGUUCAGAUGUGGAAAAUCUUUUAGGCAUGUAAGCUAAAGUCAGACGGACGGAAGCUUGACGUGACCAAAAUUAGAUUAUGGUUUAGUGUUUACUGCAAGUGGUCUUUUUAAAUCCUACCCUAUUUUAUUUAUUUGGUUUACUUAAUACAGUCUGUAACGAGACCCUCAAUUGUUUACCAUGUAUGUGCGAGUAACUGAGAUGAGAGAGAUGCAUGUUGAUCAUGUCGUCUUUACUACUUUGCUAAUAUUAUUUGUACUGUAGUACAUAUUGUUUGUGCUAUGCGAUUGAAAUUCAGCAUGUGUAUUAUGUUGCAGCUGAUGUCUUAAAUUUCAGCUGCAUUCUUUUGGGUGUAUCAAAGCAGCCGAAUACAGUUUAACAGUCAACCAUUUUGCAUAUAUGUGCAAUAUAUAUUGUACUAUUUGUAUAUAUUUUUGCCUUACACCAGGGACCAGGUGAAAGUGAAGAUGUUAUGAGAUCAUAUACCUUCAACUAAAAAGCAAGCAUUAAAUAGGCAAUGUAUUUUGUAUGCAUUGGCAAUGCACUAAGGUGUAUUAGCUAGUUAAUAAUAAUAAUAAGCACAUCUAAAUUAUCAGGGGUAAAUGAGACAGUUUUUAGCCCAUACUUGCACCAACCUGAAAAUUGUAACUAGAUUUUUUUUAGUUAAUUCUACGAAGUCUGUGAAUUACAAAAUACAGAACUGUGUAACUUCUAUAUUUAGAAAUGUGUACAGAGCUGAUUUGCAGGCCCGUAUCUUUAGAUAUUUUGCAGGCUUAAAUGUUCUGCACUUGGAGGGAUAUUUUGCCAGUUAUGCAGUGCAUUAUGGAAAUGCUCUUCCUCUACAGUAUAAGCACUAAACUACGUAGUCUGCAAUGGAGCUUUAUAUGGAUGAUCAACACAUGGUUAAUAGCAGAUAAGCUGUGUAUAUAUAAACUGCCUCUUUAUCAUUUUUUUUUGGUCAGUCAGGUGUCUGACACAUGUGGAUACCCAUCACCAUGCUUAAGAGUGUCCAAACCAGACUGAGAGUUCUAUGAAUGUCACUCAGACAUGGACAUUUCCGUGCCUGGAAUGCAAUGCCCUGGAGGGACGCAUCCUGCCUACCUAUUUCCAGAGAGUAUUAGGCGCAGGUUGGCAAAAGCCAAUGCUUGGGUAGCCCAGAGCGUGUGUUUGGGUGCUGCUGAAAUUUAACCUGAUAAAACUGUAGAGCUUGGCAUUGAAGGAAAUGUCUGGCAAGCUUUCCCUUUGCUUGUCCAGCUAGGACCACCCUACCCAUUAGAGCUUUGUCUUGCAGAGGAGCUGAGUGGAAAGACUCCCUUGCUCCGAAUUAUUAAUUUACAUGAGAUCUUACAAUCAUGAUAAAAAUCAUCUUAGCAAAGCACUACCUGUGGCCUUGUUUUAGAGACACAGUGGUCAGUCUUAGUUGUAUGAUAUACAAUGGUAUUUUCCCACAAGGUCGACAAACCACUUGCUUGGAGAAAAAUAGCUUGUUUGAUAACUAAGUGAAAUAUUUUAUGGUUUUACUUUCAAAAUGUCUAACGCUCUGGUUACUCCUCCCCAUGGCUUUGCAGUUUUUCAUUCUAUGUUUAGACAUAGCUGACAAAGAAGAAUUAAAACAUUUCUUGAUUUUUUGUAACAAUAAAGGGAGCUUUAACAUUGA